UGAGGAAACGAAGUCACCAGAUGCGAAAUCGAAAUGUCGAGAUACUGAGGAAACGAAGCGAUUCAAUAGUACUCAAUUUCUGAAAUUAACACAUCUUAGUGGGUCCACUUGAGCCUAUCAAUAGUACUCGAUUUGGGCCUUCAAGUUGAGCGAAAUAUUUUAGUUUUAUUUCAUUUUGGGCCUUCAAGUUUUACUUCUUUCCCAAUUUUAAAACUUUUUUUUUUCUCUUAAACGCAGAGCUCCGUCCUAGAGAUUUUCCUUUACAUCUAGCACAGAAGGUGUUUGAUUAAAUUCCUCACAGAACAUCUCUCUUUCACUAGGCGACUUUCAAGAAGAGAGGGGGAAGUUGAACAUAAUGAAGGACUACGAUGAGAGAACAAUUUGGACAUGUGACCAUCUACCUCUUAUGACGUCAUAUAACAAAGGCAAGAUGCAACAUUCUGUGUGGAAAGCCGAAUUUAUAGAUUCAAACCUUGAAGCUUCUGCUUCAUGUUCAAGCGGUGUUGUUCCUGAUGCUGUUUUCCCAAAGCGGGUCGCAGAAUAUGGCAAGCCAAAGGUGCUAAGAAAGCUGCAUCUAAGGUGACAAAUCCAUCUGAUGUUUUCGUUGUUGGUCGUGCUAUCUAUAUUUGAGGAAAAUUGUUUAUGUAUUUUGCUAGGCUGCUGGACAAGUUUUACCAUGAUUUUUCUCUCAUCCUUAAGAAAGC
Molecule: messenger RNA, 704 nt
Organism: Arabidopsis lyrata subsp. lyrata
Lineage: Eukaryota; Viridiplantae; Streptophyta; Magnoliopsida; Brassicales; Brassicaceae
Product: anaphase-promoting complex subunit 1
Exons: 2
Coding region: 356-583 (75 amino acids)
Source: RefSeq, a predicted model, not a curated record